GGCGGUAUUCAGUACAAGUCGUUUAUUAUGUUGCCUAACAUGAAAAGAUGGCGGUGUGGAAGUAGGCUAGAUCACGUUGUCUGAGAAGAUACAGAUUUCUUGUGGUUAUAACACAGAUAGAAAAGGUGUUAAUCUGGUGGAAUAGGCCGGCGCUGUCAUGGCAAGUACUGGAGAUGGUGAUAGUACAGAUAUCCAAAAAGAUAGUACAAACAUACAAGUGGAGGAGGAUGAAGACUUCAUGUUGUCAAUGGACCAGUGGGAUGUGGUGGAUGAAGCGUCUGGAUCAGAGGAAGAUGGAGGUGGCCAGAUGACUGAGGAAACGGUUAAUGAGCUGAUAGAACCAAGAGAAAAAGUUGAAGGUAAAAUGAAAUUACCUACAGCUGACACUAAUGUCCAAGCUGAUGAAGAAGUUGACACUCAUGUCAGAGGUAAUGAAAAAUCUGACACUAAUGUCGAGGUUAAUGAAGAUGACUGUAAUAGUGCUACUGAAAAAAGCAACGAAGAAAAUGAGGCUAAAAUUGAUCAUGAUACAGACCAAGUGCAUUUAUUGGAGGAUGACAUUGCUAAUGCAGAAAAUGUCCUACUGACCACAGAAGGUGCUACACUUACAGAUUUAGGGGAUAACAGCUUGGAUAAGAACAACAGUAACGAGGACGAUAAGGCAGCUGCUAUGACUGAAAGUUCAAAAGAAUCAAGUGAAUCAUCAGUUUUAGUAUCAAACUUCAGUCUGUGGCCCAAUUUUACUGUAACUAUACAGAAUACUGACGAGGAAGCUGUUCAUUCUGGGGAUGAAGGGGCAGAUUCUACAAAUACCCCUGCUGUGUUGCCAGCAGGCGAUGAAAACUUGGAAAAUCUUGAUGUGAUUACUACUUCUACAGAAACUGAUUUCGAGGAGAAACAAAAUACACUGGAUGGGGAAAAGAUUGAUGUAAAUUCAACAAUAGGCAAUGAAGAUAAACUUCUUGAAGUAAGUGAAUCAAAAGGUGAGAAGGAGUCAUUUCAUGAAGAAAUUCCAGAAAAAGACAAUGUUAUUGAUAAUGACAUGUCUGAACUUCUGGACAGUUGUACUGAUGGUAGCAAAGAAGGGAAUGCGUUUUUAGAAAGAAUUGAGGAGACAGAUGGAAAAGCAAAUCAGGGCAAAGACAACAUGGAAGUUGAAAGUGAGACAAUAGAGGAACAGGUUGAGGUGGAGACUGAUGAUCAGAAAGAGAGCUCUUCAGAUGGAACUCAGAUAGUCACAGAGUCAGUCAUAGAAGGGAAAGAGGAGGAUUCUCAGCUUGAUAUUAAACUUGAUGAUAAAAAUGAAGAACAGUCAAAUGAUGAGAAAGAAUUCAACAAGGAGGAGACUGAAGAUGAUAAAAAAGAUGCGAAGAAAAGCUUGGAAAACAUUCAAAAUAAUGACGAAGUAGAGGAAGGAACAAAUGAAGAAGAAGAAAAGAUGGAGGUAACUGAUUGUGAGAGUAAAGAACUGGAAGAAAGAAAGGAUACAGAUGAAGAGCUUGAAGAUGGAGAAAGGAAAGAAUAUUUGCAGGAAGACAAAGAUAAUGAGGGAGAGGAAGAGGUGAAAGAAGUGGAGGAAGAUACGAGUAUGGAUGAAAAGAGUCAAAAGGAGGCAAAAAAGGCUGAGGAUAUGGAGGUUGUAGAUGAAACUGUGAUUGCAGAUGUGGUCAUGGUAGAGCAAACAAAGGAUAAACUUAUGAAGACAGUACCAAAGGAACAAGUAAAACUUCGGAGGAAACCUGCCAUCAGUGCAGCCAAAGCUGGCACUAAAGCUCCUGUUGAGACUGAAGUCAAGGCACCUUUCAAGGCGGAGGCUACCCAGGAAAUCACCAGCACACAUGUUUUGGAUUUGAAGAUGACCUGUGUAACUGUUGAUGAUCUGGGGUCAAGAGAUAUGAUUCUCAUCCUUAAGAAUGCCUUACACUUCAAUGUAGAUUUCCCAGGCCAGCCUGGUGGUGUUAAAGGAAUAGGCAUUGUGACUGCCACCGUAUCCCUGGAUAAGAGACACACAAGUCUGAAGUAUUUGAUGAAAAAUCUAGCUGGUCUUUACUUUGAAGGAGUUGAGUUUCCAGACCUGCGACAGAAGUACUUAGAAUGUAUUGCCAAGGAAUGUAGAGGAAUGAGUCUGCAAGGUAUACAUCCAAAGCAAUAUUCUCUGUUUGCUUACCAACUUCCAAAAUACACAACACGGGAAAAACUCAAAAAAGUUUUCCCUAACUCCAAAAGAUCAUUCCUAGCGUAUACAAGGAGAGGUAUUGGGUGGGCAGUGCUACAGUUCAGGACAAAGGAGGAGCCCCUGAGGAUCCUACAGGCUACUGGCGGUGAAAUUACUCUAGAAAGGAAGGCUCUGCCUACAAUUCUAAGUGUUGUAUCUCUUCGUUCUACAGAGGAGCUGACUUGUCCAGAUUUCAAGGCAUGGUUUUUUGACCCAAGAUUUAACCCUGGUGGUAGAGGUUGGGGACCAAGAGUGGGGAAAGACAACUCUAGAGAAAAAGCUACAAAAGAAAUGGCCAAGGAAAUAGCUCACAAAGACAAAUUGUCUUCAAAAGAGAAACAAAUUUCUAAGAAGCAGUUAGACAAGGCACAGACAAAGGAUGGCUAUCAACAAGUAGCAAAGUUGGAGACCACACAAUCAAAUGAUGGCGGUACACAAACAACAAAAUUGUCAACAGUUAUCUCUGAUAGAAAGAUGGGCCAGUUCAAUGUACCCCCAAGUGUCCGAUGUCUGAUCUCGGUUCUACCCACUGUCGAAGGUCCAACAGCAUCAUCAUCCAAUGUCACAGGUCCAACAGCAUCAUCCAAUGUCACAGGUCAGACAACAUCAUCAUCCAAUGUCACAGGUCAGAAAUAUGUGUCAUCUCUUAUAGAAAUUCAAACAUCGUCAUCAGCUAUAACCAAAGAUCAGACAUCUGUGUCUCCAGGUAAAGGUCAGAAAGCUACACUGUCCAAGGUCAAAGGUCAAACAGCUACACCAUCCAAAGUCAAAAGUCGGACUUCUGCAGCCUCCAGUGCUAAAGGUCAGACUUCUAAAAACCCUACUGUCAAAUGUAAAGUGGCUGGUGGUGUCAAUAAACAAGAUUCUAAACUUUCUGUUGUCCAGAAUCAAAUACAGGAAACAACAGAUAAAGCAAAACCAACAGCACAAGGUAAACCGAAGAACAACUUGCAGUUCGAGACCAGCAAGGAUGUACCAACUGACAUGGUGAAACUACAGAAUCUGGAAUCUGAAGAUACUAAGUCUGAUGACAAACCAACAGUGAUUGAUGAAUCUGAAAACAAAUUAUCAGAGGAAGAUCAGGUAAAUGAUGGUGACCAAAGCCAGAAUGAAGGCGAACACCAGGCUUGUGAGGAACCAGAGACUAAGAAGAAUGAAAGUGUGGAGGAAGUAGAUGCUGAUGUGGUUGAAUUGAAUACAAAUGGAAAAGAGAGGGAUGUAGAACUUGAUGUAGAGGAGUUGGAGGAUGAAGAGGAUCCUAGUGAGAAUAAGGGUCAGGAUGACACUGGAGAGGAUGUGGAAAAACAAGAUACAAACGAGAAUAUAAUGGAUGUAGAUUCCGGGGAAGAUGUGGAUGCAAAGGAUGAUGCAGAGGAAAAUGAUGAGGUUAUAGAACUUGAUGCAGAAGAAGUUGAGGACUUGGAAGUUGAUGCAGAGGAAGAUGAAGAGGUUAUUGAACUUGAUGCAGAAGAUGAGGUUGCAGAAAUGGAUGCAGAAGAAGUUGUGGAUGUUGAUGCAGAAGAUGAGGAGGUUGUGGAUGUUGAUGCAGAAGAAGAAGAGGAGGUUGUGGAUGUUGAUGCAGAAGAAGAAGAGGAGAGUGUGGAAGUUGAUGACGAUGAAGAUGGGGUUGCGGUUGCAGAAGUGGAUGCAGAAGAAGUUGUGGAAAAUGAAGCAGAGAAUACUGAGAAUCUGGAUAAUUCAAUAGAAAAUAAAGUUGAAGAAGAAAAGAAGGCUUCAAAUGAUUCGGGGGAAAACGAGGGCAAGAAUACAGUAGAAAACGAAUCUGAUAAGGGCACACAUGCUGCUCCAGCAGUAAAGCAGUCCACAACUCAACAUAAAAUAAAUAAAUCCUCAAGAAAACUGAAAGCAUCACCAAUUAAAAAUCCAGUGAGAAGUCCUUUAAAGAAGCUUGUUUCUAGGAAAGCAAGGCCAGGAUUGGUCAAAGGUGAAGGGGCAGGGGACAUGUACGACAAUGUGUCACCAUAUGACAGCAUAUCACCAUAUGACAGUAUCUCCAGUGAUUCAGAACAUGAUGGUCUUAACAGGAAGGAAUCACCUCGUAAGAGAAAAGCUGCAGUGAAGUCUGAUAACAAAUCGAAGGAUACACAGCUAGAAAAUGACAGCAUCUCAAGUGAUUCUCUCCCACCAGAAGACUUUAAAAAGAGCAAAGGAGGAUGGGAUUACAUGCGAGGAGUAUGGGACUCAGUAAGUGGUGAAUCUGUGACGAGUGCUAAUAGUGAGCUGAGUGAUAUCAGCUCCAAGGACAGCAAAGACAAGAGGCACAGGAAGGCUAAGAAAGGCAAAUCUGAUGAUGACUUGGAUGAGGAAUCCCUCAGUAAUGUAUCUGAUGCAGAGAGUGAAGGUCAUCCCCGUAAAUAUUCUCACAAAGAGCUGUCCAGCAAACUUCACUCAGCUCUGUCAGAUGGGAAAUACAAACAGAAUGAUAGUGCAAUGGUAGCCCUCCUUCGUUCAGCACUUGAUGUGGUGGUCCAGAGUAGAGAAAAACCUAGCCCAUCACCUCCUCCUAAAAGCAGCAAAGUGAGAGGUGUCUCCCCCAGGAGAACUGAUACCUAUCACAAGUACAAACGCUCUCCUUCCCCAGACUCCUACAAAAGACGCAGGGAGUCUCCAACAUUGAGGGGUCGCCAUUCAAGGUCUAGGUCACCAAUGAUGAAGUACAGAAGAUCAUUUACUCCAUUGAGGUCCCGCAGCUCACAAUCUCCUACAAGACAUCAAGAGUCACAUUCUUCUUUACAUAUGCGAGAGUCUCUCUCCCCAACUAGACGCAGAGGUUCACUCUCUCCACUGCGAACACGAGGCAAUUCAUCUCCCCACAGAUCCUUUAGGUCACCAAUAAGAGGUGCAUAUGGUGGUAAGAGAAUGUCAUUUUCUCCAGUACAUGAUGACAGAUAUCGGCAGAGGAGGGAUGCUCGGAUAUCCAGGGAAGGCUCUCCACAUGGGACACACAGACAUGGGCUGUCACCUGUCUCGGUAUCGCCUAUAAGGGAUAGGUAUGGUCGGAGCUCAUUCUCCCCGAGUACUUCAGAUUAUAGCAGAAACAUGCUUGAUAGAGGAGGGCAGUACAGACAGAGGUCACCAUCCAACCACAGGGAUCUAAGCUUUACUCGUCGUAGGGUUUCAGUUUCUCCACCAAGGCCCACCUAUACCAGACACCGGUCAUCAUCUCCUGAAAGGAUUGUGUCCUACAGGAGGACAAGAGAUUCAGUGUCUCCCAUCGGUAGGGAAUAUGACCGUGGUCGACGGUCACCAUCACCUGGUGAAAGGCAUAGGAGAUAUAACCGAGGCAGACGGUCACCAUCACCUGGUGUAAGGGGAUAUGACCGGGGUAGACGAUCACCAUCUGAUGAAUCAAGGAGAUAUGACCAGAGCAGGCGAUCACCAUUCUCAGGUGUAAGGGGAUAUGACCAUAGCAGACGAUUACUUUCCCCAGAGUCAAGAAGUUAUGACCAGAGUAGAAGAUCACUAUCUCCAAGGACAAGGAGCUAUGAUCGAAACAGACGGUCAUUAUCUUCAGUCAGGCAAGGCUCUUAUGAUCGGAGUUCAAGGUCACCAGAAAGAUCAUAUGUGAGAUAUAGGUCACCUGCAGGGUCUUUGUCUGAUAUAAGCCAACAGUCAGUUUCUAGAAGUUUGAGCCCUAUAUCUUCAAGGUCAAGAUCAAGGUCGCCUAGUGUGAAGCGAAAACAUCCAUAUGAUGAUUACGCAGAACAAGAUACUAAGAAAGCAAAGUUGGAUCAGCCAGCAGUGGCUUCAUAUACAUCAGUUGGGUACAAUGUGUCCCAAUCCAGUUCAGCAGUGGCUGCCUCGUACUACCCUGGCACAGACUACCAGCAGACAGCCUCUGCCUACUCUCAGCACCCUACAAUGACUGCCACAGCACAUGGCCAGUAUGCAGCUCCAUACCAGCCCCCACUUGUUCCACCCCCUCCGAUGCUACCUCAGUCUGGUCCGUCAUACAUGUACUCACGGCCACCAUUGCCAUACGUGGGUCCCCAGCAUCCUCCUCCCAUGAUGCCACAUCAGCUCCAGCCUCCACCAAUGUUCAUGUCGAUGCAGCAAUCCUCAUCAUACUCUUCAACACAGCAGCCAUUAGUCACAGUCACCACCAAGAAAACCCAGCCACAACGCCGCCAGCUAAUCCCUGUACCAGAACAAGGGACCCAAUCUGCUGCAGUGUCUUCGCCUUUUACAACCAAAGCUGUGGGUAUAGUGGACCCUCCUAGACGGAUACUCUUUGUUGGCGAUAGCCUUAUUCACCAGCUUAGCAAUGAUUUUGUUGGACAGAAACAAAACUUGAACCUACAUCAGCGUGAAUUCCAAAUUCACUGUGUUGGCAAGUUAGGAGGAAAAGUAGGAGAUUUGGAGCCUCCAGCAUUGAACCAUACCAUGAAUGAAAUUCAGCCACAUAAUGUGUUUAUGCAGUGUGGGGGUGAUGACUUGGACUCGCCAAACUUUAACCAAAUAAUGACAUGCCUACCUACACAACUUGUGUCCAUUGCUCAAAGAUUAGUGGAUGGGUUUGGUGUGCUUUCUGUGGGAAUCAUGCAGAUUCUGCCACGACAGACAACCAAGCAUGUUGUCUGCGACACCUACAACCAAGGGGCCAACCAGGUUAACUGUAGCAUCAAGGCUCUUUGUAAAAACAAUGAAAACCUCUUUUUCUGGAACCACAAAAAUCUUAAAAAUACUGAUGUAGUUAGUUUAGGUAAUGAUGGUAUUCGUCUAACUGAAGCAGGAAUGGUGAAGUAUUUCCGAUCAGUCAGAGGCGUGACCUUAUAUGUGGGUCGUGGAUCAAAGAAAAGUCUUCAGUGAAAGAAUCUUAUUUUCGUUACAAGUUCAAAACUUGUUUGAUUGGAAUGUCUAUUGAUACAGUUUAUAAUAUUACCUGAAUUCACUCAUAAUGGGUUGGAAUAUUAGUUGAGAAGUGUGACAUGUACACAUUUAUGGGUGACCAUGUAUUUUACAUGGUAGUUCUUUUGAGGUCAAACAUCACAGCAGUGCAUUUUGGGAUUCUGUGAACUUUGCCUGUUUAAACAUGAAUCCAGUUUAAGUUCCAUCAAAGGCGGUAUUUGGGACAGAGGGUAUACAUGUUCACAUAUAAACAUGAGAAUUCAUUGAUGAUUUAGAAACGCAUUGUGCUUUAAUGUUAAAUUAAUUAUUGUAGGAAUUAUUUUAUUGCAUGUGAUCAAAAUUUACAAUGUAAAUUCUUAUUUUUAUAGAUGACUUGUUACUCAAAUUCAUUGUUGUUUCUUGAACUGUUCGAGUUUGAUAUAAAUUAAUGGCCAUUAUGUUUAGGGAUUUGAAAUUGGUUUGAACCAUUUGCCCCAUAUUCAUUGUUUUAGCACUAUGUUUUUACCGGAGUUUGGAAAGGCAGUAAGGUUAUAUAGUGGUAUUUCAAUGACAAUAUGAAUGAUUCUAAUCAUAGCUUCAUGUGUAAAACAAAAUGUGUUUGUGGAAAAGAACAAUAUACACCCAUCAAAUGCCAUAAAGUGUUACAUAAUAUCUUUGUUGGAUGGCAUGCUAUAAACCUCACCUUUUCUCUACUAAGUCAAUGUUUAAUUAACAGUUUGAAUACAAGUCAUCACAGAUUAGUCCCCAACAACUUGAUAUAAUGAAUUAUUUUCAAAGAAAUUUGUAGUAAAAAAAACAACCUUUAGGAGAUGAUCUGUGGACCAGAUUUAAGCACUACACUAGUAACAAACUUUUAAAAAUCAUUCCAAUCAAGAUGCCUCUCUGGGAAACAAUACGUGUCCUGAUUAAAAUCUCCUAAAAUCAAACAAUGAAAUAAGCAAAGGACAGUUACGUAGCUGUUGCAAAAAUAUUGGAUUCAAAAUGUAAUUGAGGGGAAACGCCUACAUAUGAUUACAGUGCAUACAAAGUUUCAAAGAGAGAUCUGGCGAUAAUUGAUCUCGGAUGGACAAACCAAUACCAUAAUACUUAAUAUUAAUUAGGCUUAUAAAAAUUGGCCAAAAUCCCUACACCCAUGGCAAUACUGUGUAAUAUAAACUUAGUGUACGCAUUGGAUAUUUUUCAGGAUAGAAAAGUUUUGGUAGUAAAUUAAAUAAUGGAAGUUUGUGGGUAACAUUUGGCAGACAAUUACUGCUGCAGUGGUAUUAAUAGCUUUAUCUUACAUGUAUAUGUUUGUAAUAUCAACUUUCAGAGGGUGAUUUCGUAAACUGUUAUAUAUGUAUGUUGUUAUAUUGACAUAUUAUUAGGUUUGCUUUUGUCCGAGACGUAUGUGCGAUAUUUGUCCCUGCUUUUGUGUAUUGGAGUAAUCAUUGAGUAAAAGAAAUAUUAUUCAUGAAUUGAGAAAGUGCUAGAUAAUCUGAAGGUGCAAGGAAAGAAUAAAUACCUGGUACAUGAA
This is a messenger RNA of Pecten maximus, 8597 nucleotides long. RefSeq lists its product as uncharacterized. Gene Ontology annotation, biological process: regulation of transcription by RNA polymerase II; regulation of mRNA processing. The transcript is spliced from 16 exons. Gene Ontology annotation, cellular component: nucleus. Gene Ontology annotation, molecular function: sequence-specific DNA binding. NCBI's taxonomy places the organism in Eukaryota, Metazoa, Mollusca, Bivalvia, Pectinida, Pectinidae. The coding region runs from base 158 to 7045 and encodes 2295 amino acids. The record is from RefSeq and is a predicted model, not a curated record.